Sphaeramia orbicularis (orbiculate cardinalfish) is the source of this 1031-nucleotide messenger RNA. RefSeq names its product NSE1 component of SMC5/6 complex (gene nsmce1). Gene Ontology annotation, cellular component: Smc5-Smc6 complex; nucleus. Gene Ontology annotation, biological process: double-strand break repair via homologous recombination. NCBI's taxonomy places the organism in Eukaryota, Metazoa, Chordata, Actinopteri, Kurtiformes, Apogonidae. The transcript has 8 exons. Gene Ontology annotation, molecular function: ubiquitin-protein transferase activity. The record is from RefSeq and is a predicted model, not a curated record. The coding region runs from base 201 to 944 and encodes 247 amino acids.
AGCGAAGAAGACGAAAACCUAAGACGGAAAGCGCGAACUGGAGUACUGAUAAAGUUACUGAUACCACUCCUGUUAAAGAUGAGCUGUUCUGCAAUUUAGUGAGUUGUAACUUAUUUAGAAAGCAGUGGUUUAGAGUUUAAAAGUCAACUGAGUCCAAAGACUGUCUGUCUGCCGCUAAAGCUCCGUCUCAGACUGAAGUCAUGUCACAACAGAUGGGAGACAGCCAUCGAAGGUUCCUGCAGAAUAUGAUGGCCAAUGGAAUUGUGGACGAACAAGACGCAAAAACACUGUAUCAGCAUUGUUGCCAAACACACAACACACAGUGCAUCCUCGACAAAUUGGAUGAUUUCAUUGGUACCAUCAACUCAAAGCUCCAGCCCAUGUUCAUGCAGAUUAGAAAAGGAAUGUCUGAAGACAGUGGUCACCAGUACUAUGCCUUAGUGAACAUGGCUGAGACAGAUGUCACCAGAAUGUCAUCGGAUUACACUGACACUGAACUGGAGCUGUUCAGGAAAACUAUGGACCUGAUCGUGAGCUCUGAGAAUGGCAAGGCCUCCUCCACCGACAUCCUGAACACCGCAGACACCCUGUCUACCAAAAAACUGAAGAAGAGUGAGACAGAGCACCUUUUGAACCGACUGGUGCACGACAAAUGGCUCAACGAGAAACGGGGAGAAUACACCCUGUCAACAAGAUGUAUCAUUGAAAUGGAGCCAUACAUCCGCACAAUGUACCAAGACCAGGUUAAAGUGUGCCACAUCUGUCACAACAUCGCUUUCCAGUGCCAAAUCUGUGAGAAUCCUACAUGUGGCAUAAAAAUACACCAUCCAUGUGUGGCCAGAUAUUUCAAAGGGCGAACAGAGCCACAGUGUCCAGCAUGUGAUGACUUUUGGCCACAUGAAAUUCCAGAAGUUCAACAGCUCCGAUCUCAGUCCAGAAGAUGAGAAGAUCUGCACCAAAUCUGCCUUUUGUUCUGAUUAUUUAAAUUGUUUAUUAUUUUAAAAAUGUUUGUAAUAAAGAUGUUCAAUGUA